Molecule: messenger RNA, 2432 nt
Organism: Styela clava
Lineage: Eukaryota; Metazoa; Chordata; Ascidiacea; Stolidobranchia; Styelidae
Source: RefSeq, a predicted model, not a curated record
UCAUUCUCGUUCUAUCUGUGCACGGGUUAAGUGCUGACUUGCUGUUUAGUCUGUUACUGCUAUGGUGUCUUAAUGUUGAAGUGCUUGACUCUUAUAAUAAAGUAGUGUUGUAAUGGAAACUUGGUGCUUGUUAAUAAAGAUCUAAAGGCAGAAUACACCACAAUUUGGCGACGAGGAUGGGAUUGGUCUGCUGCCGUAUAACGUUAAACUGUUACGAUGGGAUUGGUCUGCUGCAUGCCGGUGUCACAAAAUUUAUGUGCUCCUGAAAAGCCUGGUGAAAAGACUUAUGUCCAGCAGAAGAACUUGUGAACAAGCAUCUCAACCCCAAACCAUUGGUGAUAGCAGAAAGAGUCAAAUUUCAUGAAAGAAUCCAACAUGAUGGAGAAACUGUGAAUGAGUUCCUGGCACAGCUCAGGAAAUUAUCUGAACAUUGUCAAUUCGGUGAGUUCUUAAAUGAUUCACUAAGAGAUAGAUUUGUGAGUGGACUAAGAUCAACUCGAAUGAAACGUAAAUUAUUAACUGAAGUUGACCUAACUCUGCAGAAUGCUGUGAAAAUUGCUACUGGUAUGGAAUUGGCAGAAAAACAAGCCAAUGAAUUAAGUUGCAAAUUUGAAAAAUUGCCAGUAGAUGAAAAUAAACCAAAAGUUCAUAAAGUUCAAAAUAAUCAAAGAUUUGCAACGCGUUCUGAAAUUCGAAAAUUCAAAGAAUGUUUUCGAUGUGGGAAAAGUAAUCAUCCUGCUGAAAGCUGUUUCUACAGAAAUGCAAAGUGCCAUAAAUGUAAACGAAUUGGGCAUAUAAGUCGAAAAUGCUCAAUGCAACGUAACUUCUAUCGAGGUUCCAAUCCUCUGAAAAGUAAAAAGUCUUCGAAUUGUGACUACAUGCAACCUACGAAUGAUGAUAACCUGUCUUCGGACUGUUCUCAAAAUGAAAUGUGUCCUGUAUUUACUACUAAGUCUAGUUCUUAUGGUCCAAUAGUAGUUCCACUGAGAAUCGAAAAUUGUGAUUGUAAAUUUGAAUUAGAUACUGGUAGUGGGGUGUCACUCAUUUCUGAAAGCAUGUAUGAAAAGAAUUUUAAACAUUUGCCUUUGCUGAAAUCUAAUGUUGUAUUGACAACUUAUACUGGUGAAAAUAUUACUGUCUUAGGUAAAGUGAAUGUUACUGUUGAAUAUGAGUCACAGUGUGUAAAUUUACCUUUGCAAAUUGUUCGUGGCAAUGGUCCAUUACUAUUGGGUAGAAAUUGGUUAUCCCAAUUGCAAUUGAAUUGGCAUCGUAUUUGUCAUAUUGGUUCCAAGCUCACGCUUGAGAAUAUUUUGAAAAAGUACCCUGUUUUUGAUAAUUCCCUUGGUACUAUAAAAGGUAUAACUGCUAAACUAAGGGUGAAAGAAAGUGCCAUUCCGAAAUUCUACAAGCCACGUCCUGUUCCUUUUGCUCUUCGUGAUAAAAUUUCGGAUGAGCUGAAAAGACUAGUAAAUAUGGGGGUCCUGAAAAAAGUUGAAAGUUCUGAUUGGGCUUCACCCAUUGUUCCAGUAUUGAAAGCUGAUGGUUCAGUAAGAAUUUGUGGGGAUUUUAAAGUAACUAUAAAUCCUGAAUUAGAUGUCCCUGAAUAUCCCUUGCCUAGACCUGAGGACCUAUUUAGUAAAUUGAAUGGGGGACAGAAAUUUUCAAAGCUUGAUUUAUCAGAAGCUUAUCAACAAGUCUUACUUGAUGAUGAAUCUCAAAAAUAUGUCACUAUUAAUACUCAUAUGGGGUUAUUUAGAUAUUUAAGGUUACCAUAUGGGGCAGCUUCUAGUCCUAGUAUUUUCCAAGAAACUAUGGAGAAAAUUCUCCAGGGAUUGCCAAAUGUGGGUUGUAUUUUGGAUGAUUUGAUUGUCACUGAAAAAGAUGAUGAUAGUCAUUUGCAAUUUCUUGAUAAUCUUCUAUAUAGAUUGAAUUCAUUUGGUGUAAAAUUGAAACGUUCUAAAUGUUGUUUUUUGCAACCAUCUGUUGAAUAUUUUGCUUUUAUUGUUAAUGCAGAAGGUAUUCACCCUUCUCCGAAAAAGAUUGAAGCAAUAAUGGAAAUCCCUAGCCCUGAAAAUGUAAAAGAAUUGCAAUCUUUUCUUGGUAUUGUAAAUUAUUAUCGUAAAUUUAUUCCUGCAAUGUCUACCCUUGUUGAUCCUUUCAAUAAGUUACUGAAAAAGGGUAUGAAAUGGAAUUGGAAUAGUGACUGUAAAAAAGCUUUUGUGAAACUGAAAGAUAUAUUGGUGUCAUCUGAAGUGCUAGUACACUAUGACCCUGAAAAACUAUUAGUACUUGCCACUGAUGCUUCAUCUGUAGGUAUUGGUGCUGUAAUUUCUCAUAUACUGCCAAAUGGUGCUGAAAAACCUAUUGCAUAUGCUUCUCGUACUUUAACAAGUGCUGAAAAAAAUUAUUCCCAAAUGAGAAGGAGGCACUAG